Cylindrotheca closterium is the source of this 216-nucleotide messenger RNA. The record is from the annotation of a GenBank genome assembly. Lineage: Eukaryota; Bacillariophyta; Bacillariophyceae; Bacillariales; Bacillariaceae.
ACAUUGGAGACCAUCAUUGGCUUUGCCAUGUUUUACAUUGCCGUCCCAGUGGUUUGGGAUUUUGUGGAUGAUUUGUCUCGCAGUAAAUUGGAAAAGAAGGACGCCAAAAAGCCGCCACAAGAGUUGGCAGCACCAGACCUCCAUGACGAGGAAGAAGAUGACGGGGAAGUAAUCGAAGCUCCGAGCAAGGACGAAGCCGAAAAGAAGGUAGACUAG